This is a messenger RNA of Umbelopsis ramanniana AG, 1872 nucleotides long. RefSeq lists its product as uncharacterized. Gene Ontology annotation, molecular function: GTPase activator activity. Lineage: Eukaryota; Fungi; Mucoromycota; Umbelopsidomycetes; Umbelopsidales; Umbelopsidaceae. The record is from RefSeq and is a predicted model, not a curated record. The transcript has 8 exons. The coding region runs from base 130 to 1812 and encodes 560 amino acids. Gene Ontology annotation, biological process: activation of GTPase activity; regulation of small GTPase mediated signal transduction. Gene Ontology annotation, cellular component: cytoplasm.
UUUCGGUGGGGGGUUUUUUAUAUGACUGCCUUACCAUGUACUCAUAUGCACCCCGUCCUGUAGAUCUUUGGUAUCAAGCAUUUCGGUAACGAGUGCUUAAGUCAGCAUUAUCAAUUUAACGAACAUGCCAUGAUCAUUCCUGCCAAAGGUUUUUGGAUAGAAGGAACCAACAAGUAUACCGACCUACCAAAAUCCAUAUCGACUACGCCGGAUGAAACCCUGCCCGAUUACGAUGCGUGUGAAUUGGAGCAUUAUGACCACAAAGCAACCUGGUUCCGAACUUAUUUCGCAGGCCAGGAUUACUUGACCCUCUGCGGGAGCUCCGUGGACAACCCUGUCCUCAUCACUAUCCUUGAGGAAAUGCCCAAUGCCAGUUUGAAAGAGUUGGAUUCGGAGGAGGACGACUCCCCUUCUGAUCAAGAUACCCAAUAUCGUGUCAUUGUGCGCAAAACCACGCCACCGGACAGUCGAACGCUUGUUUCCAGUGCUCAUUUGAAAGUCGGGUCUUCUGCUGCAAGUACGGCCUCAGCCAGCAGUGUCUACAAUGACUUGACCAGCAUUUGGCCGUCCAUUGUGUCCCUCGUGGAUGCCAGCAUCGAUACAUCUGUUCUUCAGGUUGUCCACUCCAAAACUCUACAAUCAAGUGGUGUGGAACAAAAUAUCAUUCGCUUGGAUGAACUUGGAGUUCAUAAUCGUUACAAAUUUGGUGUAUUGGUGGUGAAAGAUGGUCAGACAAAGGAAGAAGAUUGGUUUGCCAAUUCGGAAACACCAGAUGGUUUGGAGCGAUUCUUGAAUAUUGUCUCCAAACGUGUUGAGCUCCAGGGUUACGAAGGAUGGUCAGCAGGACUGGACACUCGAAGUGGUGACUCUGGAACCCACACCUAUAUCAGCAUGCGAGACGAUGCUACCCUGGCUUUCCAUGUUUCCACCCUUAUACCAUCUCGCCCAGUGGAUAAGCAGCAUAUUCAACGCAAACGUCAUAUUGGAAAUGACAUUGUGUGUGUUAUUUUCGUCGAUGGCCGACAGCCUUUUAAUCCAGCCGCCAUUAAGUCGCAGUUUUUACAUGUUUUUAUCAUUGUUCACGAGGAGCUGGUUGAUGAUCGACCUGUUUGGCGUGUGGAGGUGGUUGCCAACGAGAAUGUUGGCAAGUUUGGCCCAGCGUUACCACCCAAUGGCUUGUUUUACAAUUCUGACCAGCUAGCAUCGUUCAUUCAUGUCAAAUUGAUCAACGCGGAAAACGCCGCUUUGAAGUCACCUAAAUUCGCAGCGCCCAACGCACGAGCUCGAGAAGGCAUUCUUCUUAAUCAUAUCCAGCGCAUUAUUGGUCUGGUGCCCGCUGCUAAGAAACGCCAUACGAAGUCUCCAUCGACUCUGUCAGACCCCAGUGUCAACAGCCAACGUGCAUAUGAUUCUGUUGUAGGACUGGAGUUUAACCUACCUGACAAAACCGCCAAGGUGCGACCCAAUGCACUUCCGGGGAUGAGCCGUCGACGCAGUACCCACGAGGCCGGUGGCUUACGUGUGAAGCCGUGGAUUUCCCGCGGUAAGAAAGGCAAGGGCUAUGGUCGAGACCAAGGCACACAUCGCCGGAGUCGAUCGGAAUUGGAUCUGCCCGUCGCUGUAGAGCAGUCGGUGCACGAUGUGACUUUGCUGGAUGCAUCUGAACAAGGUGAUCGCGAUGGGAUUCGAAGCCGUGCACAGACGUUAUUUGCUUCAUUACAACAAUGGGGAGGUCGCUGGAAUGCCUCACCCUACCGACCUCAUGCAGAUGAACAAGAACUCGAUGGCAGGUCUCCAUCUGAAAACGUCUAAAACUGGAAAAUACGUCUGGAGUCCACUCCUUUCUUACCAAGAUUGCAGUAUAAUUUUUUU